Molecule: messenger RNA, 1746 nt
Organism: Colletotrichum tamarilloi
Lineage: Eukaryota; Fungi; Ascomycota; Sordariomycetes; Glomerellales; Glomerellaceae
Exons: 2
Coding region: 1-1746 (581 amino acids)
Source: RefSeq, a predicted model, not a curated record
AUGGCCGAUGAGUCUUUGGCAGCCGCAAACCGUGCUGAGAUCAUCAGCUGUUUCAAGGAAACACACCAAAAACCAUGGACUUCGAACCCCGCUCCAUGCCAUGUCGCUCCUAUUACAGAAUCCUCAUCCGUAUCGGAGAACUUCACGGAUUCGGGAUAUUCUUCCCCAGACGAUCCUGCUAUAUUCGAUUCUCGAGACAGACUUCAGGAAAGCAAAGCACGGCCCAAAGGAAUUCCAGUCAAGCUGGGCGGCCGAGAUCUCCUCAGAUUCAAAAUCACACCAGACAAGUCAACACGCGAUCGCUUCAGCCAUGUCAUAAACCAGAUAGAGCCAUUGUUACUGGCUCGCUUGAAGAAGAAGACUGGGGAGCGAAUAGGUCCGAUCGCAUUUCGAUCAAUGAUACUCGGGACAACUGCGGAAAACGCUCAUGAGCAUAUUGUUGUGCUUUGCCCCAGCCAGCUUCUAGACACUAUCAACGAAUUCUUCGAAAAGACUAAGAUAAUCAAAGAGCUGUGUGAGCCGAGUGACAAGAUACCGUCUAUCAGUAUCAUUGUUGAGGGUAGAGAGCCACGUAUGAUGGCACAGCUCUUGCAUUCAGUCAUGGCAAUGGGUCCUGCUCCCCUAAGUCCCGAUGACAUUUACAUGCCUGGGAUGCAGAGCCUCAGUGGACAGUGUGUCGUAGCCAAAGAUACUCUGGGCAUCGCAAUUAUCGCGACUUGCGGUGGAAUGAUCAAAGUGGUGGACAAGACUGGUAAACGAAUGCUCUAUGGAAUGACGGCUGGCCACGUCUUCAACGACGCGAACUCUCAAAUUACUCAAGAUUUAGCCAAUGUAUGGAAGCCACAAUAUCGUGAAGAAUGGCUGACGUCCGGUAGAGUUUGGAAGAGAGACGGGCUCCAAGAAAAAGGCCCGGAUUGCGAUUGGGCCUUGCUCGCACCUGAGGACGUCUGGCUGUUCGGGGCGAAUAGGUACCGUACACGAGACUCUUCAGGACAGCCCAUUGAGCAUGCUCUCACCACUGAAAUUGGAACUUUUCCGCCCGACACAAUCUGCCAGGAAGUGGAGAUGAUUGACGCUCCUCACUCCACUAAGCCCGGCCUGCUUUCAUCUGAGCCAACUCGGAUUCUGUUAGGAGCCGAUGAUGCGUUCACACAGGCCUACAUUCUCACGCUGGACGAGGGCGAAGUCCGUAGCGGCGAUUCUGGUGCUUGGGUCGUGGGAUCAUCCUCCCACGACGUUUUCGGCCAUAUAGUUGCGAGAGACAUGUUUGGUGACGCUUACGUUGUUCCUUUGGACCAGACUUUUAACGACAUUCGAACGAGUAUGGACGCGACUUCCGUUCAAUUGGCUUCUCCGCAAGACUUCGCAGCAGUAGCCGGUGACGAAUCCCUCCCCGGCCAUGUGCGAAGAUUUGACCCCUUUACAAUCUUGACUUCAUGGCACGAGAUCUGGCAUCCACGAGGGUCGACACGGGGGUCGCAUGGGAUGGCCCAACUGCCAAAUGAUAUCAACAGGUCUACGACAUUGCCUGAUUCCGCUUACGGGUCGGCAGAUUCGACUCCGCAAGUAUCACUUUCCGCCAUGCCUAUUUGCAUCAGCGAUGAUCUUCCCUCCGACUUCAAAGCCACCGACGAUGCAACAGAGGAGUGUAUAUUCGGGAGUUUUGAGCCAGGUGGCAUUCAUUUAUGGGAAGAUGGUCAAGCAGGAGAUGACGAAGUGCCUGACAUGUCGUGGCGGGUAUUCUAA